UGCCUUCUCAACCAUGAACUGCCGGGGACUGCUAGCACUGAGUACCAUCAUCUUGAUGUACCGCUCAGUCGAGGGUACUGCUGAACCAAGAGGACAAGACUGUGCUGAGGUCUUCCAGGCUCAACUGAGGAGGCUUUUGGCCCUCAGAAAGACCUGCAACUCUGCUGGUUUCAACGAUUGUUGCCAGAUAAAACAGCUGAUGCCUAAUGCAACAACAAAAGUCUACAAGAUGGCGGACUUGCUGUCAGUAGCCAAGUCACCAUUUCGAUCUCCCUCCACGGUUGCUGCUCGCUGUGACAUGGACACUGACAGUGGAGGAUGGAUUGUCAUCCAGCGAAGAGUGGCCAAUGGAACGGUCAAUUUCACUCGGGGUUGGUGCGAUUAUCAGAAUGGAUUUGGAGAUCUUGAGGGAGAGUUUUGGUACGGACUCAGCAACAUCCACUACCUCACUUCGCAGGAGAACGUAGAGCUGAGGAUCGACAUGAUCAUGGAGGACGAUGGGUCUCACCUCUCUUGGACCUACCAGACCUUCCGUGUGGCUGGAGCCUCAGACAACUACACGCUCACCAUUGGAGGCGGCCAAGGACCUGGACGAGAUGCAAUGGCCUACCAGAACCAACAACAAUUUUCCACCUAUGACAACGACAAUGAUAAUUACGAGUACGCUUGCGGGUACACCCACCAGGGAGGAUGGUGGUACAACGCGUGCUACCUGGCUAAUCUCAAUGGACCCCACAUCACUCCAACCUACCCCGGGGUUAACCAGAGGUUCGCAAGGCUCAUCUGGAAUGAUGGGACCUACAGAGACGUGGCCAGUGUGGAGAUGAAGAUUCGAGCAAAGCAGUGCACCAUCACAACGGAUGAUCCCUCCUGCUAGCUGUUUCUUCAGCAACAUUUUGUAGCGUAGUGUAGUGUGUUGACAGUGUAGUAGCUAGAUGAUG
This is a messenger RNA of Geodia barretti, 941 nucleotides long. NCBI's taxonomy places the organism in Eukaryota, Metazoa, Porifera, Demospongiae, Tetractinellida, Geodiidae. The record is from the annotation of a GenBank genome assembly.